AAUCCGAGUCCGAGGGUCCCCCUGCACAACUUGCAAAAGAAGUGCAACACCAACCAUUCACCACCGAGGAGAGCCUAGUGAGCUGUUUAGAAUGCCGUCAGCAAGCCCUUAGCAAGACAAAACCCAGGACCAGUAUCUUGCCUUCACAUCUGUUUCCCCGGUGCAAUCAUCUAAACUAAGUGACGAUCGGGCGAGAACAAGCAAGUACUGUCGAUUCUCCUUUAAUAAAGAAACAGGACUCUUAAUUGCAAAAGUCAUACCAGGUCCUGCACAUGAACUGGCAAUAAGAUCAUUUGAUUUUUUGAUCUCUCUCGAACUGCGUGCCACGAAUGUCUACCAUGAGAUGAGGCCUUUUGGUUCAACAACAGUUACUAUUGGAGAUUGGACAAAGGAGGCAGACUCCUGCUGGGCUCCGGCUUCGACAGAUACAAGCCUGAGUUUUGUGGUGGAAAUAGGACUGUCUGCGCGACAAUUUGCUCUUGAUGCGCAUGGUUGGCUUGAGACUGGGUCUUCAUCUGUGAAACUCGUGGUCACAAUCGGAAUUAACCGCGACAACCCCGAGAUCAUAUUGCGCCGAUGGGAAAUUGCUCCUCGCGGAUACCGUGACCUUGCACGGUCGUCUCCUCCUUCAGCGCGUUGUACUGCAUUCCUCCAAGUAUCUCGAACAAACAACACGACAUCUGUUACUGGAGAGUCCGACAUGAAUGGCACAACUACGACUACCACACAGCUCAAUCUACCCUUCGAGAAAAUUAUUAACCGUGUCCCUCACCAUCCCUUAGAGAGAGACUUGGUGAUACCUCAGGAAGAGCUGAAAAGGUUCGCUGAGAAUAUAUGGACUGAGCAGAGACUUUUAUAAGUUAUCUCAAUUCUGACACAUUUGUUGGCUGAUAUGUUUAAUUGAAGUGAUACACUAAUAGGUCAAAAGUCUCUUUACACCGCCUGAAAAUGUUAAUUUCUUCAUGAAUUCUUGGUGUUUUGACUCCAUAUAAAGUGUGAUUGAUAACUAGGAUUAAUAUUUAGUAUACCAACCCUUUGCCUUAAUUACUGCCUGCAGUCGGCGUUGCAUUAACCUAAUUAGGCUAUUGAUAACCCCCUGAUUAACCUUCUCUUAAGAAUAAAUAAUUGCUUUAUAAAAUUAGGUCU
Molecule: messenger RNA, 1146 nt
Organism: Aspergillus versicolor CBS 583.65
Lineage: Eukaryota; Fungi; Ascomycota; Eurotiomycetes; Eurotiales; Aspergillaceae
Exons: 1
Coding region: 344-859 (171 amino acids)
Source: RefSeq, a predicted model, not a curated record